Molecule: messenger RNA, 456 nt
Organism: Adineta steineri
Lineage: Eukaryota; Metazoa; Rotifera; Eurotatoria; Adinetida; Adinetidae
Source: the annotation of a GenBank genome assembly
AUGUUAAAAUCUCCAUUUCCAUAUUUUACUCUUGGAACUAUUGUACGUGGUUUUGGACGUGGAAGUAAAGAACUUGCUUGUCCAACAGCUAAUUUAGAUGAAACUACAGUAGAGAAUUUACCAACAACCAUUGAUGAAGGUGUUUAUUAUGGAUGGGCACAAUUAUUAACAAAAACAAAUCAUGAAAUUUAUAAAAUGGUAACGAGUAUAGGAACAAAUCCUUUUUAUAAUAAUGAAAAAAAGACAAUAGAAACACAUAUAAUGAAUGAAUUCGCAAAUGAUUUCUAUGGUGAACAACUAAAAAUUGUUCUUCUUGGUAAAAUCCGUCCAAUGAAAACUUUUCAAAAUUUAAAUGAAUUGACUAGUGCUAUUCAACAAGAUAUUACUACAGCUAAUUGUGAACUUAAUUCUAAUCGUUGUCGACAAUAUUUAAAUCAUUCAUUUUUUAAAAAAUAA